CGUAGUGCCCUUUUCUCAUUUAAUUAAAAGAAAGAAAAAAAACGGAACUUUUCGUCUCCUCUUCCUCCUCGGCGAUUAUUGCAGUUAUCGUCGUCGUCCUCCUCCUCCUCGGCGACGGUGACGACAUCGGAGGGGUGGUGGUGGUGGUUUACAUUCUAGGAGCUUUUAAUUUUUCAUUUUCGAGACGGGUUUCGCUGAAUUUUCCUCAUCGGAAUUCCCAAUUUUUCGUCCACCUUUCUUUUCUUCUGCAAAAUCAUCGUUCUUCCCCAUGGAUUUGUCGCAUUUGUUGUGUUUGAAGCCGUAAAGGAACCGGGAAUUUUUCUGGGGACAGACAAAAUCUCAGCAGAAAGUGGGUAUUUUUGAGUAGCAAUGUCGUUCAAGAACAUAGUGCGUGAGCUUAGGGGAACACGCAAUGAGAGGAACAAGACCAUUGGUCGUCGAGGGAGAUCGCACAUUGCUCCAGAAGGAUCUGCGUCUUCUUCUCCAUCGACAGAUGAAUGUUUAGAUCAGAGCAUUUGGGUUGAUUUGCCUCCAGAGUUGCUUCUUGACAUAAUCCAUCGAAUCGAGUCUGAGCAGACUUCGUGGCCGGCGAGGAGAGACGUCGUUGCUUGUGCCUCUGUUUGCAGGUCGUGGAGGAAGAUGACGAAAGAAGAAGUUCUCAAAGUACCUGAGCUCUCUGGUUUGCUCACUUUUCCGAUUUCGUUAAAGCAGCCUGGUCCUAGAGAUGCUCCAAUUCAAUGCUUUAUCAAACGUGAAAGAGCUACUGGAAUAUACCGUCUCUAUCUCGGUUUAAGCCCUGGUAGCUUACUAAUCUCACCUCUUAUGAAUUUGAGUUCGGAGUUUGGAGUUUUGGGGCUAUAUAUAUCAUCCUUUUCUGUACCAUUUGCAGCUCUUUCCGGCGACAAGAGUAAGCUGUUGCUGUCGGCGAAGAAAGUCAGGAGAGCGACUGGUGCUGAGUUUGUUGUGUCGUUCUCAGGAAGUGACUUCUCGAGAAGUAGCAGUAACUACGUAGGAAAACUGAGAUCUAAUUUCCUUGGAACCAAGUUCACAGUCUACGAAAACAAACCUCCUCCGGUUGAUUCUAACCGUAAGCUCCCACCAUCGAUGCGUGUGUCUCCAUGGGUAUCAUCAUCUACCCAUAGUUACAACAUAGCUUCAAUCUUGUAUGAGCUGAAUGUCCUUAGAACCAGAGGUCCAAGAAGAAUGCAAUGUAUCAUGCACAGUAUCCCGGUUACUUCGAUUCAAGAAGGUGGGGAGAUUCAUUAUCCAGCUGAGUUCACAAACCAAGGAAAGAAGAUGAAGAAAAAGAAGAAUCCGCUGAUGGAUUUCUGCUCAGGGAACAUGGGAGGAGGAGAAUCCGUUGUAAAGGAAGAACCAUUAGUGUUGAAAAACAAGUCGCCGAGAUGGCACGAACAGCUUCAGUGCUGGUGUUUAAACUUCAAAGGUCGAGUCACGGUUGCAUCGGUGAAAAACUUCCAGCUAGUUGCAGCUGCUGCAGAAGCAGGGAAGAACAUGAUGAACAUACCAGAAGAGGAACAAGAGAGAGUGAUAUUGCAGUUUGGGAAGAUAGGCAAAGAUAUUUUCACCAUGGAUUAUCGUUACCCGAUCUCUGCAUUCCAAGCCUUUGCCAUUUGUUUAAGCAGCUUCGACACGAAGCCUGUCUGCGAAUGAAUGAAACUAAAAACAUUCUCGAAUUAUAUAUUCUCUAAUUUGCAGUUGUUGUGUGGGUUAAUGAAUGUACAUACUUUUCCUUCUUGGUU
Eutrema salsugineum is the source of this 1760-nucleotide messenger RNA. Its product is annotated as tubby-like F-box protein 6. Bases 370 to 1671 code for a protein of 433 amino acids. NCBI's taxonomy places the organism in Eukaryota, Viridiplantae, Streptophyta, Magnoliopsida, Brassicales, Brassicaceae. The transcript has 5 exons. Gene Ontology annotation, molecular function: protein binding. The record is from RefSeq and is a predicted model, not a curated record.